Molecule: messenger RNA, 3173 nt
Organism: Anthonomus grandis grandis
Lineage: Eukaryota; Metazoa; Arthropoda; Insecta; Coleoptera; Curculionidae
Gene: Hsc70Cb
Product: heat shock 70 kDa protein 4
Exons: 10
Coding region: 189-2657 (822 amino acids)
Biological process (GO): protein folding
Cellular component (GO): cytosol; nucleus
Molecular function (GO): ATP binding; ATP-dependent protein folding chaperone
Source: RefSeq, a predicted model, not a curated record
UUGUCACUGUCAGUUGUCACUGCCAUUGUGCUCGUUGCCUUUGGAAUCUUAGGUCUUGGACAAUUGUGAACGAAAUAUAUAUUUUAUAUUAAAUUUCCAUUUUAUAGCCGAACAGUAUUCGAGAGCAGACAGUGCGAAGAUUAAGGAGUGUGCUAAAAGCAUAAAAAGUCACCUUGAAUUGCUAAACGAUGGCCGCGAUGUCAGUAAUUGGAAUUGACUUGGGUAAUGAAUCCUGCUAUAUAGCAGUAGCAAAAGCAGGUGGGAUUGAGACCAUAGCAAAUGACUACAGUCUAAGGGCAACCCCUUCCUAUGUGGCCUUUUCUGGAAAAAACCGUAUCUUGGGGGUGGCUGCCAAAAACCAACAAGUCACCAAUAUGAAAAAUACCGUUUACGGUUUAAAACGUCUAUUAGGUCGAAAAUUCUCAGAUCCUCAUGUUCAACGGGAAUUGCAGUACCUACCAUUUAAAAUUCUGGAAGAUAAGAAUGGAAAUAUCGGAAUCAUGGUUCACUAUCUCAAUGAAGAACACAUUUUUUCCCCUGAACAGUGUUUGGCAAUGUUGUUGACAAAAUUAAAAGAUACUGCUAGCAUAGCUCUGCAGACGCCUAUAAAUGAUUGUGUUAUCUCUGUACCUUCUUAUUUUACUCAGAGUGAAAGGAAGGCUUUGUUGGAUUCAGCUGCUAUUAGUGGUUUGAAUGUAUUACGUCUCUUCAAUGAAACAACAGCAACGGCUUUAUCCUAUGGCAUCUAUAAACAAGAUCUACCCGCACCGGAAGAGAAACCUAGAAAUGUUAUUUUUGUUGAUUGUGGUUAUGCAUCUCUACAAGUUUCUGCUUGUGCAUUUAACAGAGGCAAAUUGAAAAUGUUAGCAACUGCUGCAGACCCAUACUUGGGAGGCAGAGAUAUCGAUCGCAUGAUCGCAGAUCAUUUUUGCGUGGAAUUCCAAAAGAAGUACCAAAUUGAUGCAAAAUCUAAUCCCAGGGCAUACAUUAGACUGUUAGCAGAGGUUGAAAAAUUAAAGAAACAAAUGUCAGCGAAUUCCACUACAUUACCAUUGGCAAUUGAAUGCUUUAUGAACGAUAAAGAUGUGAAAAGCGAAAUGAAACGAAGCGAUAUGGAAACGAUUUGCGCCAGUAUGUUCCAAAGGGUUGAGGAAACCAUGAAACGGUGUUUGCAGCAAUCCGGCUUGAAUUUAAAUGACAUCUACGCCGUGGAAAUUGUGGGUGGAUCAUCAAGAGUUCCGGCUAUUAAACAGUUAAUCGAAAAAGUAUUUAAAGUACAUCCCAGCACUACUUUAAACCAGGAUGAAGCCGUAUCUAGGGGAUGCGCUCUGCAAUGCGCCAUGCUGUCUCCAGCAGUUAGAGUUAGAGAAUUUAGCAUCACAGAUGUUCAGAACUAUCCAAUCCAUGUAUCAUGGGAUGCUAGUCCAGGCGGAGAGUCCGCUGGCGAUAUGGAAGUUUUUCCAGUAGGACAUGCAAUUCCUUUCUCAAAAAUGUUGACCUUUUAUAGAACAGAAGCAUUUCCAAUUAGAGUAUUUUAUGGAGGUCAUAUUCCAUAUCCUGAUUCCAAUAUUGGCACUUGGUUGAUCAAAGACAUCCGCCCCUCACCAGACGGUAAGCCCCAGAAAGUCAAAGCGAAGGUGCGAAUCAACCUGCACGGGAUCGUAACCGUCUCUAGCGCCUCUCUAAUCGAAGCUAAAGAAGCGACGGAAACAGAGUCUCCCGAAAAAGAAAAGAUGGAUUCGACUGCGGAACAACAGAACGGCGAACAGCAGCCGCCGCAGAAGGGCGAGGAGGACGUGCCAAUGGAAGGAGGCGAAGCCCAACAGCAGUCGGCAGAGGUAGGGUCCGGCACCAGCUGGACUAAGAAAAUAUCCGCCUGGUUCAGCGGGGACGGCGAAAAAGACAAAAAGAAAAAACUUGUUAAGAGCGUUGAGCUGCCCAUAGAAGUACUCACCUUUGGCUUUUCCAACGUUGAAAUUAACAAAUUUACCGAACAAGAGUUCAAGAUGAUUGCAUCAGAUAAACAAGAAAAGGAAAGAGCGGACUCGCGUAACGCAUUAGAAGAAUACGUGUACGAGUUGAGAAACAAGGUCUCUUCGGAUGACGAGCUGGCUCCGUUUAUCCUCGAUUUGGACCGAGAAGUAUUAGUUCGGAAACUAGACGAGAUGGAAAAUUGGCUGUAUGAAGAAGGGGAGGACUGUAACAAGCAGGUUUACGUCGAUAAAUUGGCAGAAUUAAAGCAAGAAGGGGAACCAGUACAACAGCGAAAGAUCGAAUAUGACCUAAGGCCUGCUAUUCUUGAAGAUUUUGCUCGGGCUCUGCAGCUUUGCAUGAAAGCUAUUGAGCUUAUCAGAAACAAAGAUCAAAAAUACAGCCACCUGACAGAAGAAGAAGUUGCACAAGUAGAAAAAGCGUUCCAGGAGUCCUAUCAGUGGCUCGAGCAGACUAGACAAAAGCUUAACGCGUCCUCCUUGCAUCUGCCGCCUCCGAUCACCAUUGCGCAAGUCAGACAGGAGAAAGCGAACUUUGACAACACUGUGAAUGCGAUUUUAAACAAACCAGUUCCCAAGGCACCUUCUCCUCCCAAGGAAGAAAAAAGCACAGCCGAACCAAACGCUAAACCCGACCAGAAGGAAGAAAACAUGGAAUGGUCAUAAAUUUGGCGGAUAUGAAAUGUGAUCCUAGGUCUUUUUUAUGAUAGCGAUAAUAUAUAUUUAAUUCCUAGUUGAAAUAAUUAAUUUGCAACUACGAAUCGCCGAACAAAUUCGUUUAGUUGAUUUAAUGCAUUUCUUACGUUAACUAUUUAAAAAAUAAAUAAAUUUUCACUUUGUUUAACAAUUGCAAUGUUUUGUUUUGGUUGGAAGAGAAAAGUAAUGUUAUGAUAAAAAAUGCUUUAAUAUUUAUCUCUAAAACACUAACAAUUUGUUAGCUGCAUUAGAGAGGCGUUGGACUGGCUGAAGGGUAUUUUUUUUACCUUUUUAAUAAUUGCUCACCUUAUUCAGAACAUGUGCUCGAACUUCUUGCUGUUAAAUUCGACUAUAACUGUACUAAUUGAGACCUUUAUUUACUGUUCCUUAUUAUUAAGCAUCCUUUGUCAUUGCCAGUACCUCUCUUUUGUCUUUAAUCUCACUUCUUGUUGUAAGAUGUAGAUUGAAUAUAAAAUUUGAAACAAA